Molecule: messenger RNA, 984 nt
Organism: Chenopodium quinoa (quinoa)
Lineage: Eukaryota; Viridiplantae; Streptophyta; Magnoliopsida; Caryophyllales; Amaranthaceae
Exons: 2
Coding region: 1-984 (327 amino acids)
Source: RefSeq, a predicted model, not a curated record
AUGCAUCAACUUCAUGGGUUCGUCGAACCAGAUAAACCUUCUCAUGUUUGUCUUCUUCGCAAAGCUCUUUAUGGUUUGAAGAAAGCCCCGAGGGCUUGGUAUCAACGGUUUGAAACUUACAUUAUUUCUCUUGGGUUUGUGAAUAGCAAGAAUGACACGUCACUGUUUGUUUAUCGCAAAGGUUCAGAAAUGGCUUAUUUGCUCUUAUAUGUCGAUGAUUUUGUCCUUGCUUCAUCUUCGGACUUUCUAAAGCUCAGGCUCAUCUCUCUUCUUAGCUCAAAAUUCGCUAUGACUGAUCUUGGUCCCCUCACUUAUUUUCUUGGUAUCUCUGUCUCUCGCACAAAAUCCGGUAUGUUCUUAUCUCAACGCCAAUAUGCUCACGAUAUUUUGUCACGGGUGGACAUGUCUUCUUGCAAGCCUGCCACUACUUUCGUCAAUACUAAGUCUAAGCUUAGUACGGGUAGUGGUCCGCCAAUUUCUGAUCCCACAUUGUAUCGUCAGCUAGCGGGCGCCCUUCAAUACCUGACAUUCACAAGACCGUAUAUAACCUACAUCGUGCAACAUAUUUGUCUCUUCAUGCAUGAUCCGCGUGAACAUCAUCUUCAUGCUCUUCGUCGGGUUCUUCGGUAUAUCAAAGGUACAAUUGAUUAUGGAAUGCACUUGGCUGCCUCAUCCACCACGGGUCUUAUAUCUUACACCGACGUCGAUUGGGGUGGCUGCCCCGACACACGACGAUCCACCUCCGGGUACUGUGACUUUCUUGGUGAUAACCUUGUGUCAUGUCAUGGUCCUCAAAACGCCAAGCCACCUUAUCUCGUUCAACAUCAGCGUACUAAGCAUGUGGAGAUGGACAUCCAUUUUGUCCGUGAGAAGGUCGCUCUUGGUCACAUUCGAGUUCUGCACGUCCCAUCUGCUUACCAAUACACUGACAUUUUACGAAGGGUCUCCCCGGCCCUUUGUUCAACGAUUUUUGCUCCAGUUUAA